Symbiodinium sp. CCMP2456 is the source of this 1608-nucleotide messenger RNA. The record is from the annotation of a GenBank genome assembly. Lineage: Eukaryota; Dinophyceae; Suessiales; Symbiodiniaceae.
AUGUCGAAUGCGACGGCAUUCCACUCCUAUUUCGCGAACGUCUCAGCAAACGUGCGCGGUUUGCUGGAAGUUGCAUCCCUGAACUCGAAAGAAGGUUGGAAGGCAACCGGCGACUCGGAGAAGUUAGCUUCAGACUUCCGGGAGCAGUCUUCAGCUCUUGCUUGGUCACCGUUUGCUGUGGAGGAUCUUCGGAGGCAAAGACUUGCGCUGCAGUGGCUGCCGGCCGUCUCACCUAGCAUGGCUUCGGCUGCGGAUUGCCGCAUCUCCUGGGGUGAGGUGCAGGCGCACUCGGCUUCCGCACACUCAGAAAGCCUGACUGCUUUGGUGACCUGGGCUUUGGCAUCACUUGGCGUGCUCGACAUGGGUGCAACUGGCUCCUUCCGUCAGCUGAGAGACGUUGGACUCCAGGAUCAUUUCUCGGAGCAUAUGGAUGCAAGCGGCGGUGCAGUGCUGGAUGUCUUCAGAUCAUCUUCCGCUGCGUUAGAGGCCCUCGUCCGAGUGGCUUUUGCUGCCAGGGACGGUGACAAAGAUGGGAAGCUGAAUCUUCAGGAGUUUGAAGUCGAGGCCAGCAAACAAACCGACGCUGCUCCCCUGCAGUUCUCCAAGCUAGAUGCUGACAAUGACAGUGCCCUUGCCGUUCGAGAGUUGCUCGUGGAGCAGUUGUUUCUUGACGGCUGGGUGGACUCAUUGAGACGAGGUUUUGAACUCGCCGAUGCCGACAAGGACGGUCGCUUAAGUGGCCUGGAGCUGGAGAGGGAGCAAGCAUGGCCGCUUCUUCACAUGAUGGAAGAGUACCCGACGUCUACACGUGCAAGAGUAUCUGAUGUCCGAGAGGCCAGGCGAAACUGUGCCGGUGUGAGAUCAGCGCAGUCAUCCACCACCCAGUUGGCGAGUGAACUCCGCAGUUGCGGUUACAUCCACGUGCAGCCCGGCUGGUUCGACCAGGGCUAUGUGUCCCGACUCCUGAAGGCUGCCCAAGACCUGCCGUGCCAAGACACACUAGCACCACCGCAUGGCCCGUUUGAGAAGUCCUUGCCUUUCGCCGCCCCACAAGCCCUGCUUUGGGACCUCUUGAAGGCGGCUGUCGCUCCGAGUACAUGCUGUGACCUGAUUUCCUUGUCCAUCCAAUGCCUUUCUUGCGCUGUCGAGUGGAACGAAACGGAGUUACUGUGGAGUGGUCCCAGCAUCAUCACGCCGAACCGCUACACAGUGCUGGUGGCUUUGCAAGCAGUGACAUCGCCAGUGAUAGGUUUUAUCCCGGAGAUGCAGCACGACCGGUUCGUGGCAGACGAGCGCAACAGUUUCUGCGCGGGCUCCAGAAGCUCAGAUGCGCCUCCUUCUUUCCGCACUAGAGAUGGAUAUGCUGCCCGAUUCUUGGCCGCCGGCACUGUGAUAGUUUAUGAUUGGAACUUGGUUCAGCGCCCCUUCUGUGUCAAAAACACGGCACGAUUUCUCCGGUAUGAUUUGGUGGCCGCAGCUCCAUCUGACCGGUUGAGCGGUUUGCGCCUCUUAGCCGGCGUGGAUCCCACUUCGAUUUCGGAACAUCACCGCCAAAUGGCGCUGCACGAGGUCAUGUUGGCAGAGAGCGUGAAGAGCAGUGAGCUUUAG